CUCGCUUUUGCUUCUUCGUCAAUUCCCUGUGUCUCUCUAACUCUCUUCUCUCUCGUUCUCGCCCUCGCAAGCACUUGGAGAAUAGAGAUGUCUCCGUCAGGGCAUAUCACGGCCCUUCUUUGCCCCGACGUAUGACGAACUAGACAAAGAUUCCGACUUGCCGUCGCUUCACAAACAUGGCUCAUCAUCCGCAUCAGCUAGACAACCCCAGGUUCCACUUGGAUGCCUUGUACUGUUCGGAAGAGCACUUGGAGGAACAAUCAGGCCCCGAAUAUUUCCACCACGAAUUAGAACAAGUAGACGAGUGCUAUCCUGGCAGUGACGCUCAAACAAAGGCACCUCCGGUGUUGCUCGAACAGGACCUUUUGUGGGAUGAUGAAGAGCUAACGUCUCUGCUGGCCAAGGAACGUGAAAGCCAACUCUGUACGCUACUGGAAACCAACCCUCUUCUCUCCGCAGCUCGCAGAGAAGGCGUGGAGUGGAUUCUCAAAGUGAAUGCCCACUACUCCUUCUCUGUCCUCACAGCUGUUCUUGCCGCAAACUACCUCGACAGGUUCCUGUUCCACUUUCAAAUUCAGGAUGGAAAGCCUUGGAUGAUCCAUCUUGCUGCCGUCGCUUGUCUUUCCCUCGCGGCCAAGGUGGAGGAGACCCACGUCCCCCUUUUACUCGACCUCCAAGUGGAGGAGAGCACAUACCUGUUCGAAGCCAAAACCAUCAAAAGGAUGGAGAUUUUGGUGCUUUCCUCUCUUGAGUGGAAGAUGAACCCUGUAACCCCACUAUCGUUUCUCGAUUACAUGACUCGGAGGCUGGGCUUAAGGGAUUAUCUCUGCUGGGAGUUCCUCAGGAGGUGCCAAGGCAUUAUUCUGUCCCUCAUUACAGAUUCGAGGUUUAUGAGUUAUCUUCCUUCUGUGGUGGCGACUGCGACAAUGAUGCACGUUGUGAAUGGUGUGGAAGCCGGCCUAGGAGUGGAAUACAGAAACCAGCUUCUGGGUAUUCUGGGAAUCGAUAAGCAGGACAAGGUGGAUGAAUGCCACAAGCUCGUAUUGGAAUUUACGACAGAGUACCAGGUGAAGCAAUCCAACAAACGCACGUUUGGUUCCGUUCCAGGAAGUCCAAACGGUGUGAUGGAUGCGUCAUUCAGUUGCGACAGCUCCAAUGAUUCGUGGGCCGUGGCUGCGUCUGUUUCGUCGUCACCGGAGCCUCUCUCGAAGAAGGCCAGGACUCAAGAUCAGCUUCUUCUAAACCAUCCUACUAAUUCAGAAUUCCUCAGUAUUCCUCCCUGAAUCCCCCAAUCCCUGCAUCUAAUCUUAAGGAUGGUCUCUGUAUGUUCAAUAAUACUAAUCUAUCCCCAUUGUUUUCCCCCUUUUUUCUAUGCCAAGUUAAAUUGCCAACUGUCUCUGCGUAAAAGCACUUGUCCGCUCCAAAUUUGCAAGUCAUUAGAUAGACUUUCCACAAAAUCUGAGAUCGAUUGGAAGCGGUCGAGCAGAGAUCGUUGGCAUUUUAUCCGGAAGUAAUUAAAGUACAUGAUCAUAGUAAUGAAUUAUUAAUUCAUGAGUA
This is a messenger RNA of Prosopis cineraria, 1557 nucleotides long. Its product is annotated as cyclin-D3-1-like. Gene Ontology annotation, biological process: mitotic cell cycle phase transition; regulation of cyclin-dependent protein serine/threonine kinase activity. Lineage: Eukaryota; Viridiplantae; Streptophyta; Magnoliopsida; Fabales; Fabaceae. Gene Ontology annotation, molecular function: cyclin-dependent protein serine/threonine kinase regulator activity. The transcript has 4 exons. The coding region runs from base 177 to 1283 and encodes 368 amino acids. Gene Ontology annotation, cellular component: nucleus; cyclin-dependent protein kinase holoenzyme complex; cytoplasm. The record is from RefSeq and is a predicted model, not a curated record.